AUGAACAAGCGACAUCUUGCAAUAGAAGAGGAUGACCUCUACUCUGGCUACAACGACUAUAAUCCACUGUUUGACUGCAAGGAGCUGGACAGUGAUGUGGGCUUUCAAGAAGCAGUCAGGAGCAGUCAUGGAAGGAAAUCAGUCAUACAGUCGGGCAAUGCACAUCUUCCUGACAUUAAUACAGGGGGGCGACCUUUAACUUCUUCAUCUGGAUCGAGGACGCCCAUGCCGUCAUCAGGUAGCAGACCAGUGACGGGAGCCGUGCAGGGCGGUGUGGCUCGCCCCAUGUCAGCCAUCAGUGCAGCAGGUUACUCCUCCUCCCCCACCCGCACUUCAGUCUUUGACCCUCUGGGCCAGUCCAGGGGCCCGGCACCCCCGCUUGAAGAAAAGAAAGACGACACGCCUGAGGAGAAGAUCAAGAUGUUGGAGAAGAAAGUAAAUGACUUGACAACAGAGAGCUGCAUGGCACAAAGCACGGGCAACUCCCAACUGGCUCUUGAAAAAGCCAAAGAGGCUGAGAGGAAGGAGAGAGCACUGGUGAGACAGCGGGAGCAGUCCGGCAAUGUAGAACAAAUCAACGUAGAUCUGACCUACGCUGUUCUUCUCAACCUGGCUAACCAGUAUGAAAACAAUGAGAUGUAUCCAGAGGCCAUGAGUAGCUACCAACUCAUCGUGAAGAACAAGAUGUUCACCAAUGCAGGACGUUUGAAGGUGAACCUGGCCAACAUCUUUGUCAAGCAGGAGAACUACCCCAAAGCCAUUAAGUUCUACCGCAUGGCGCUGGACCACAUCUCAGACGACUACAAGGAGAUGAGGAUCAAGAUCAUGCAGAACAUCGGCACGGUCUUCGUCCUGCUGGGCCAGUACUCAGACGCCAUCACAUCCUUUGAGCACAUCAUGAGCAAGAGUCCCAACAUCAGGACCGGUUACAACCUCAUCCUGUGCUACUACGCCACCAGAGACGGGGAUGGAAUGAAGAACGCCUUCCAGAAGCUCCUUUCUGUCCCGCUGGGCAUCGACGACGAAGACAAGUACAUCUCCGCUAAUGAUGACAUCAAAUCAAACAUGUUGAUUGAGGCCAUUAAGGAUGACAAGCUCCACCAAAUGGAGAGAGAGUUGAAAGCUCGGGCUGAGAAGUACGUGAUGACGGCCGCCAAGCUCAUCGCUCCAGCCAUCGAGGCUUCCUUCGCCGCAGGAUUUGACUGGUGUGUUGACUUGGUGAAGAGCUCCCAGUAUGUGGAGCUGGCCAACGACCUGCAGUUAAAAAAGGCCAUGACCUUUUUCAGACAGAUGCACUUUGACCAGGCCAUGAAAAUCCUGAAGGAUGUAGCCAAGCAGGACAGCAGAGUGAAGAGCGCCGCCUCCAACAACCUCUCCAGCCUCUUCAUACUGGAGAAGGACUAUGAGCAGGCAGAGCGAUAUGCUGAUCUGGCUAUGAACGCCGACCGCUACAACCCAGGAGCUUUUGUAUGCAAGGGCAACACAGAGUUUGUCAAACAGGACUACGUAAAGGCAGCAGAGUUCUUCAAGGAAGCUCUGAGGAACGACUCCUCCUGCACCGAGGCCCUCAGAAACCUGGGUCUCACUUACAAGAAGCUGAAUCGUCUGGAGGACGCGCUGGACUGCUUCCUGAAGCUCCACGGCAUUCUCAGGGAUAGCGCCGAGGUCAUGUAUCAGCUGGCUGACACCUAUGAGCUUCUGGAGGAUCCCCAGCAGGCCAUCGAGUGGCUGAUGCAGGUCAUCAGCGUGGUCCCCAACGACCCCAAGGCUUUGGCCAAACUGGGGGAUCUGCACGACCUGGAGGGGGACAAGUCCCAGGCAUUGCAUUACUACUGCGAGUCCUUCAGGCUCUUCCCUUGCAACAUGGAAGUGAUCGAGUGGUUGGCGGCCUACUACGUCCAGACGCAGCUCUAUGAGAAGGCCAUUCAGUACUUUGAGAGAGCCAUACUUGUACAACCAAGUGAGGUGAGGUGGCAACUCAUGGUGGCCAGCUGUUACAGGAGAAGCGGAAACAGCCAAAAAGCUCUGGAAACAUACAAAGAAGUCCACCGCAGGUUUCCAGACGACGCUCAGUGUCUGCGCUUCUUGGUGAGGCUCAGUCAGGACAUGGGCCUGAAGGAAGUCCAAGACUACACCGCUAAGCUGAAGAAGGUUGAGAAGAUGAGGGAGCUCAGAGAGCAGAGGGCAAAGGCUGAGCGAGAGGGCAGCAGAAGCAGGAGAGCAGACAGCGCUGACAGUCCUGACAGUGGCCGCAGCAGCAGCAAAGGAGAGCGUUUGGGCGCCCAGGUGAUGUCACUUCCUGCUUCCAAUGAGCCAUACGAGAGCAGCACCCCUAAAGAACUCGACGCUUCCUAUGUGGACCCACUAGGACCACCUGCAGACACGCCCAGGACGGGGGUCAAGAAACGAGCGGACGACGACGUCUUUGCGGGUGAAGAUGUCGGCGAGGAGCUGCUGCCUGAGUAGCAUGUCCGUCAUGUGUGACACAUACACCCGAGGGGUGUCACGAGACGCGACGAUGCACCAGAUUGCGUCUACGAGAACUAAACAAGGCGAAAUUUUUACAUUACUUUUAUAAAAAGUCAAAUGAAAAAAUAUAAAACAUAUAUCUGACAAUAUAUUGCAAUCUACUAACUUAAUUUCUGCUACGUUACACUCCUCUGCACUGUGUGUGUGUAUAUGCUAGCAGCCCCGCCUCCACCCACCGAGACAAGACUGUAUGACUGACAAAAGGGCUCACUUCGUUCAUGCCGUUGUUCUAUGGAAGAAACGUGCCAAGGUACUGAAAGCGAUGCUCAGAGUGAAUCCUCUUCAUGCCUGUUUGGAAGCGAGAGACGAGGAACACAGACACGCAUGCACAUGGCGAUAUAUAGAGGCUGGCAAAAUUAUCCACUUCAUUUUCUUUUAUUGUGUGAUUAAUUACUUCAUUUAUUACCGUUCCAGGCCUAGCGCCACAAGGCAGUUUUUUGCUAAACAAUAAAUCUUGUCACAUAUUAAUCCUGUGACACACACACACAUACAUACAGUAGUGUAUACUGAUGUAAUGUGGUUGUGACAUAAUUGUUCAAUUUGCAUAAUUUGGUAUGACAUUUUAGCAAAAAGUGUGUUACACAUUAACUUUUAUCGGUUGCUUCAUUUUGUUAUUUUUUUUAAGUGUCACAAACAAGACAGAGUCGCCUGUGAGUGCUUUUAAAAGGGGCGGGGACCCACAGCAUCAUUUGCUGCUUGGAGAGAAGAGCGAUACAUGCGUUCAUGUCAGUCGCCAAAAGUCUCUUCACUAGAUUUGGCACGAGACGCUUUUUUGAAAAAGUACUGAGAGGGGUCUGAAGAUUAGCUAAAUAUAGCAACAAAGUUGGAAACGCUGAUCCCUUCUGCUAGUCAGCGCUCAUCAUAUACAGGUAUGUGUGGCUGAUGGGCGCCCUCUACAGGCGUGAUACUCGCGUCCCCAACUAGUAGCAACUCGCAACAAAUCACUACUCAGACGUCCACCGCGUGAUGUGGAUGAAACCGGAGGAGGUGGGUU
Dunckerocampus dactyliophorus (ringed pipefish) is the source of this 3523-nucleotide messenger RNA. Its product is annotated as intraflagellar transport protein 88 homolog. Gene Ontology annotation, molecular function: kinesin binding. Gene Ontology annotation, cellular component: non-motile cilium; centriole; ciliary base. The transcript is spliced from 24 exons. NCBI's taxonomy places the organism in Eukaryota, Metazoa, Chordata, Actinopteri, Syngnathiformes, Syngnathidae. The record is from RefSeq and is a predicted model, not a curated record. Gene Ontology annotation, biological process: inner ear receptor cell stereocilium organization; intraciliary transport; non-motile cilium assembly. Bases 1 to 2466 code for a protein of 821 amino acids.